AUCUCUGGUUGUCUUGUUUGCAGCAUUUUGAUGACCUAUGAUCACAUAGAAAUUUCCUUCAGCGAUAUUGAGCCUAUGCCAGAUGCCUUCAAAGGGACCAAGAAGGGGAGUGUUUUCCUGACUCCCUACCGAGUUAUCUUCGUCUCAAAGGGGAAGGAUGCUAUGCAGUCUUUCAUGAUGCCCUUUUAUUUGUUGAAAGAUUGUGAGAUUAAGCAGCCUGUCUUCGGAGCAAAUUAUAUCAAGGGUACAGUGAAAGCAGAGGCAGGAGGUGGCUGGGAAGGAUCUGCCACUUUCAAAAUGACCUUUUCAGCUGGGGGUGCUAUUGAAUUUGGACAGCGAAUGCUGCAAGUGGCAUCUCAAGCCUCCAGAGGUGAGGUGCCCAAUGGAGCGUAUGGCUACUCCUACAUGCCCAAUGGAUCCUAUGCUUUCCCACCUCCUGCAGCUAAUGGGGGCUAUCCUUAUCCACCACCUCCUCCUGAGUUUUAUCCUGGCCCCCCGAUGAUGGACAGAGACAUGGGUUACAUGCAGCUCCCACCCCCGCCGUACCCGGGGCCCAUGGAGCCUCCUGUUGUCAGUGCUCCAGACCUGCCUUCCACUCCGGCGGCUGAAGCGAAGGCUGCCGAAGCAGCUGCCAGUGCUUACUACAGCCCAGUCAACCCACAUAACGUCUAUAUGCCCACAGACCAGCCACCCCCUCCUCCAUACUUCCCACCAGAGGACAAGAAAAACCAAUAAGAUAA
Molecule: messenger RNA, 740 nt
Organism: Tinamus guttatus (white-throated tinamou)
Lineage: Eukaryota; Metazoa; Chordata; Aves; Tinamiformes; Tinamidae
Source: RefSeq, a predicted model, not a curated record